AUGUCCACUUCCACUGGGCCAGAACCAGUGGACCAGGCCCGUCGCUGGGACAAGAAGAAGAAGGAUUUCGUACAAGUACCAAGGCCAAACAUCGUUCUGGCUUACAAUCAGCACAUGGGAGGCAUCGAUCUCAUGGAUUCGUGUAUUGCGCGCUACAAGUAUCCGUUGAAAUCCCGACGUUGGUACAUUUACUUGUUCUGGCACUUUCUGACUGUGUGUGUCGUCAACGCUUGGUUUGUCUACCGUCGCGAACACGAACUGUUGAACAAAGACUCAAAAAAGGCGAUGAAUCUACGUAAUUUCCAGGCAAACAUUGCCACUGGGAUCAUUGAGGUGAACACCACACGGAAGCGAGGCAGACCAAGUGAUGCCAGCCCUAAAGCCAAGGCACCAAAGCAAGUACGUCAGCCACCAAACUUGGACUCCAGAAAAGAUCAGAUUGCUCACUGGCCAGUAAAAUAUGAAAAAAGGCGUCGCUGUGACCUAUGUGUAUCACUGAAAACAAACACCUACUGUGAGAAGUGCGAGGUACCACUGUGCUUCAAUGAAAAUCGGAAUUGUUUCAAGGCUUACCACAAAAUGUGA
Messenger RNA from Priapulus caudatus, 585 nucleotides. Its product is annotated as piggyBac transposable element-derived protein 2-like. The transcript has a single exon. NCBI's taxonomy places the organism in Eukaryota, Metazoa, Priapulida, Priapulimorpha, Priapulimorphida, Priapulidae. The record is from RefSeq and is a predicted model, not a curated record. The coding region runs from base 1 to 585 and encodes 194 amino acids.